Molecule: messenger RNA, 585 nt
Organism: Symbiodinium pilosum
Lineage: Eukaryota; Dinophyceae; Suessiales; Symbiodiniaceae
Source: the annotation of a GenBank genome assembly
AUGGAUCAGGACAAUCACGAGCCCAACUUACAGCACCUCGUGCAGAUGGUGGCGCAGCUGGGGCUGAGGCACGAAGACCAACUACAGCUAGUACGACAGGACACGGGCUUUGUACUAUUCCUGCGAAUACAAACGCCAUUGAGCGUCCUCCCUCAGCUCCAUCAGGUGGGGCAAACCUGGGGGCAACAAAAGGACAAGGAUCCAUCAAGUCCUGGCUUGCCCUUGCGAGUGGUGCUGCUGGGAAGCUUCCUCACAGCGCUGAAGACCAGGGUGGAAAAAGUGAUGACAGAUCCACAGGCAGCAGGGGACAGCAAGAAUGCCCAGAUCCUGACAGACAAGGGACACUUCGCCUUCCUGGGCUACGACCGUGCAGGAAUGCCGAAUGUGGAGCCAACCCCUCCGCAGGACACCUGCAGGGCCAUCACCAAGCUGCAGGAGUUGAUUCUCAGGCCAAGACUGGAAGCCUACGAGAUCCUCAGCCAGAUGGUUCACAGCGCGGCAAUUCAUCUGGUGGGAGGGCACCUCCACUUCGAGCGCAUCCAACGUUCCCCUCUAGCUCAGGCACUGGACAAGGCCGUCCGCUGA